Molecule: messenger RNA, 909 nt
Organism: Kluyveromyces lactis
Lineage: Eukaryota; Fungi; Ascomycota; Saccharomycetes; Saccharomycetales; Saccharomycetaceae
Gene: GVP36
Product: Gvp36p
Exons: 1
Coding region: 1-909 (302 amino acids)
Source: RefSeq, a predicted model, not a curated record
AUGUCUCAAUAUUUCGAUUCUUUUUCAAAAAAGGUCCAAGAACUAUCCACCAGCGUGUCCCAGAAGGCCCAAGAGGCUCAAUUGGAUCAAAAAUUCAAGGAUUUGAAAACCAACCUGCCUCUUUUGGCCAAUUCUACACAACGUAUGUUACAAGAGAAAUUGGGUCAAGUCACUGACAUUUCUCAAUUGCCUGAUGAAUACGUUCAAUUGGAACACAGAGUGGAAACUAUCAAGUUAAUCUAUGAGAAUUUCUUGAAAGUUACCAAGAUCUACGAAAAUGAAAGUUACGAUUACCCAUCCAAUGUCAAGGAAUCCGUCGAUGAGUUUUCCAAGUUGGUAGGCGGUAAGUUACACGAUUUGUCCAAGGUAACAAACAGAGAACAAGCGCAAAAUGUUUUGCUAUCCUCCCCACAAAUGAAAGAACCAAAGACUUUGAAUUACGCUUUAAGUAAAGUUGCAUUAACCAGCAGUGAGCAUGUGGAAGACGAAAGUUUGGCCAACUUCUUGGCCAAAUACAGUGACUCUCAGACUAAGAUUGCUCAAUUGAGACUACAACAGGAUACCAUGAUUCAAACCAAAUUUAACAAGGCCAUCAAGGAAAAGCUAGAACAGGACAUUGAGACUUCCACAAAGGCUCGUAAGUUAGUUGAGCAAAAAAGGUUGCAAUACGAUGUUGUGAGAUCUAACAGAUUGAAGAACACCAAACCUGAAAAACAAGCUGCUUUACAAGUGGAAGAAAGUACUCAUGAAGAAGAAUUUGCAAAGGCUACCGACGAUGCUAUCAUCGCUAUGAGCAAAGUCGUCGAAUUGGCUGACUUCUCUGCCAAUUUACACGAAUUGGUUGCUGCUCAAUUAGCUUAUCACAAGAGUUCUGCUGAAAUUUUGGAAGAAUUGGUAAAUGAAGUUUAA